Diaporthe batatas is the source of this 1691-nucleotide messenger RNA. RefSeq lists its product as uncharacterized. The record is from RefSeq and is a predicted model, not a curated record. The coding region runs from base 213 to 1553 and encodes 446 amino acids. Lineage: Eukaryota; Fungi; Ascomycota; Sordariomycetes; Diaporthales; Diaporthaceae. The transcript is spliced from 2 exons.
UCAGUGCCAUUGAAAAUGAAUUUGUAACCCGACGAGUGUGAUCCGAUACUUGAAGACCUAGCCACGCUUUCACACUUCGAACGCCGUCAGACUGUGAUCAACAGUUAUCUGACGUCCUUGGAUAUUCCAGUCUCUUGACUACUACUCAUUGAAACCUGAUCAAACAUUGUCUUAUUUCACUUGCCCGGCCUCGUCUUACUGCAAUAUUUGAGAUGCCUCCAAAACAGCUCCCACCUUUCAACCAUGAGAAGCUCCUCGAUAUUAAUAUACAAUCAGAAACACCAGAGAACAUCAGGGCCCUGCAGGACCAGAUCCAAGUGGCGGAACAUAACGUAAUCGCUGUCCUGCAAGCUGCACAGAAGAUAGCAGACACAUUUUCGAGUUUGGAUCGCGUCACCAAUUUCAACUUACAGAUCAUCGACAACCUAGUUCAGGAUAUUAGGACCAUCUAUCGUCUGCUGCGUUCGAGAUUGUUCAGUCAGUUCCCUGGAGUCCCCCCGCGUGGACAGCUAGCAGCUCCAGGUGAUCGGAUACCGGAGAAGAUUCGGGAGAACGCCUACAGCUGCCUAUGCCCUCUGACAGUGUUGCUCCAGAGUGUGGCCCAAUGCUUCAGCGACCUCAAAGUAUCUGCUCCGUCGGAGGCUGGUAACGACGCAUGGGGGACCAUUCAGCCACUUCAUAGGCUUCUACGCCAUAUGGAGGGACGCCUGCUCACAACCAACAAUGUGGUUCGGAACGAAACCGGAGACUAUAUCGGUCUGGCCUUUUGCAUCAUGCUGCAUGAGAGAAACUCUCGGUACCUGGUCACGUCCACGUCACCAUCCUACGGCUCAUUGAAGGGGUUGGACGACUAUGGCAAGCACUUGCGAAUCCUCCAUAUGAGACGAAUCAGACAGUCUUUGUCUGAGGAAUUCAGCGGUCGUGUUCAGCUCCUACAGGCAUACUCAGAAGACGUGAAGAGGGAGCGACGUGCGGCGGGAAAGGCGUGGAGCGGUGCUAUCAGCACGACGUUGGAUGAACCCGAGGUCAUAAAGGGACACAACGCCGCCUUCAGGACAACAGGCCGGUUCAUGACUGCCUGCCUCUUGGACCAUCUGCGUUUCCAGAUAGGAAAGACAGCGUAUGCGGCAGAUAUUGAGAACGCGACGACACGCAAAGAGAGAAGCGUGGCCGGUCCUACUUCAUGCGCUGAAUGGGAGUUGUACGUCACGCUUCUGCAAAGCCCUGACCCCGAAGAACCUUACGCUCCGCAAUAUGUUGCGGUCACCUACGGAAUGCCCAAGUCAAAGACUUGGGAGACAGACAAGACCAGUUCAAGGCCAGCUCCGACAGCCCAGAGGUCUCCCGCACCAACUCCUCUUCCACCUAUGUCCAGGCCAAUUCCACUCAGACCGGGGCAGGCGAAAUCAGCGACCUUUGCAAAUCAUUCACAGGCUCCCCCACAUCCAGCUGCCGGUCAGGUUAUUGUGCAGAUGCCGACGCCUCCGAGGCAGCCUGAGCCACAACAGGCCGACCCUCCGAAGAAGGCAAAGUCCAGGUGGGGUCUAAAAUAAUUAUCCAGUCGAAGCUGCAUGAUGAGAAUCUGGGAACAUUGUAUCGAAUCUGUACUAGACGGAUAUUCAAUGUUGUGCUUGCAAUAUGAUAGUGAAUACCAUAGGGUAUCCUUAAUCGACGCUUUUGUCUUGUCUGAA